Exophiala dermatitidis NIH/UT8656 is the source of this 1383-nucleotide messenger RNA. RefSeq lists its product as uncharacterized. The transcript is spliced from 4 exons. NCBI's taxonomy places the organism in Eukaryota, Fungi, Ascomycota, Eurotiomycetes, Chaetothyriales, Herpotrichiellaceae. The coding region runs from base 366 to 731 and encodes 121 amino acids. The record is from RefSeq and is a predicted model, not a curated record.
CGCUAAAUGAGGGCAAGCCACUCCUGCAUCUCACGUUCUGAAAGCCAUACUGCACUCAAGCGUUGCGAAAUAGUAUGAUUGCUUUAAAUCAAGGGGUAGUCGGACUUGCGUACCAAUAGAUGUCGACGGUCUAUGUACAGUAUCUCCUGCGUCGUUCAAUGCCCGAAGGGAGUUGCUCUACGUCAAUAAUUCUGGACACGAGCUCCCAGCCUACUGAUCUAUCGAAGCUCUGUUCUCUCUAACCUUGCAGUGUCGUCGCCGUUCACGGACUAAAUGGGAAGGCUAAAGAGACUUAGCAAGAUGCAGAGACCGGAAGGCUCUGGCUUGAAGACUUCCUUCCCGAAGCCAUACCGAAUGCAAGAAUAAUGACUUUCAGAUACGACUCAAGCCUGCUCCUCAGUCGUUCUAAGGCUGGGAUUAAAGACUUUGCUCUCGAUUUGCUGAACCGAAUAUGGAUGCUCAGGCCAAAUCAGAAGACCAAAGCCAGGCCUCUCAUCUUUGUAGCCCACAGUCUUGGAGGAAUGGUAGUCAAAAAGGCGCUCAUUCUUUCACAUGAGAAUAAUCGCCAUUAUGGCGACAUUCUCACCUCAACGGGACAUAGGCGAAAUCCGGGGGUUAAGGAGAGCAGAUGCAUUAUUUACAAAGACCCGUGUAAGCCGACAAGAUCGUCCACGCAAAAAGAAUUUGAUAUCCUUCCCACAGCUCAGCCUCGCACUGUAUCCAGUUACUAGUACUGUUCGAUUGUCAAUCCGAGCAGAUUUCCAAGUCUGCUCUUGCUUCAUUCGUCCUUGGAGCUAUAACUGGCGGGCCAGCUACAAUGCCUUCGCCACAGACUGCUCUCACACUCGACCGGCAUCCCACUGACUCUUUCUGCAUCCAACGCAGCUGAGCUUCUUCAUGUCUCGAUCUUCAAUACUUCCAUUACAUACCUUCCUUGCCUGUCUGGGUCACCACCACACUGAUGCAGAUUGGGCUAUAAGAUUUCAUCAUCAAUACUUAGCUGAGGGACAUCCUGUGCUGGAGAAUGGUAUGGGUAGCAGGGCACGACUUGUCUACCCAUGAUGGUUCGAAUCCUGAUCAAGGCGUUCGGAUGUUGGCUUAAAAGCCUGGUCGAGACACUCGACUCUGCAACUUUCAACUUCAAUCAGUCAAAGACUGGCCCCUUUUUUUCUUUUCUAGGUCUUCUCGGCUCGUCCAACUCCUUUUGGGCGAUUCGAAGCCAUGUAGUAUGUCGCAGGGGGGAUGGAUUUCAGAUGACGUGUUGAUUGCAUGUGUUGCUAACUAGCUGGUAUUGGGGUUCGUGUGGCUUCGUCUUUGAUGUACCUUCUGCGGAAAUACGUAGCUGCAAUGAAAUUUUCCAGCAUGAUGAUGCAUUCUCAAGCC